AUGUCCACCUGGGCCGAAAUAAAAGAACUCUCUGCAUAUCUGAAGAAAGUCCAAGCGUCAGAAAGCACCAACUUUCUUUCCGAACGCACAUGCGUCGACAUAGUUUCCUACCUUACAUCAUCGGGACGACUGCGGUUGAUUCAUUCUAUCGACGGCCGAUGUCUUCUUACGAUUAAAGAACUUGACAGAGAAAUCUUAGAGGAGCUCGAGGUGCAUGGCGGACACGUCAGCUUACUGGAACUCUCGGCCAAUUUAGAUGUCGAAUUAUCGAUAAUCGAGACACGGGUUCAAGAACUUGUGGCUUCAUCGGCUAUCGACUCCCCAGCUGACGCUUGCGUUCUCGUCGGCAAUGAUUUAGUUACAAGGGCCUUUAUUAGGCGUGUAGCAGAGGAUUUGAGGGAUCGAUUCGAAUUACGCGGUGUCAUAAGUACGGUAGAACUAUCGCGUAUGUUUGCUUUCCCUCCACACUUUAUCGGAAACAUAAUUACGGACUACAACGGUGUGCUCUUUCGACUCCACAAGGAUAAUGAAAAGUAUUACACAGACACCUACCUGAAUAAACAGAAGGCCAAGGUUCUCGGGUACUUUUCCGCCGCCCUGACACCAAUUCCUGUCUCAUCUGCAGCACCCAAGUUAGAAAUCCCUCAAAAAUUGCUUUCAGAUAUCCUCGAUACGUUGAUUUCCAACGGCAAGUUGCAAGGUACGCUUACGGCUGGCCGGAGUGUUUAUACACCGCGAUGUUUCAGUGUUGCUCAGGACUCUUACCUCAAAUCCUUUUAUUCGCAAAAUGGUUUUGUUGAGUGUAACCUCGCCAGACGUCUUGGAAUAGCUGAUCCAGUUUCAUAUUUCCACAAGAACUUCCCAGGCGCUAUUUACUCACGCGAUGUUUGCGUUAACAGUACUCUUCUAUCUCAGUUAAAGGCGGUACUUACCGAUGAUGCGGAUGAGAACCCAUGGAUAGAUGUGAUGAGUUACCUUCCCCAGCAUUUUGGACCCAAAGAAAGAGAAUGGCUUGUUUCUCCACUUUUGGCCAAGACAAAUCUGGUUCCUCUAUGCGGUUACUCUUUUCUCUGCUCCCGGGACCGUCUCCAGGGCUAUGCUGUCCUUUUUGACGACUCUAUCCGCGAGGCUGCAGAGACAGCGUCCAAGCAGCAGGCCCCAACCUCACAAAGACAAUCAUCAUCCUCUCUGCCUACAGCUCAAGAUGUUGCAACCAAAGCAACAUCAAAGAAAGGUAAAUCAGGUGGCUUCGGUACCGGCGCACGCGAGAUAAAAACGAAGAGCGUUAAAAAGAAGUACAUGAAAAAGUCUGAAUGUCCGGAAGAAAUUCCUCUUGACUCCAUGGAUGCAAGUCUUACAUUGGAGGGGUACCUAUCCCAAGAAAAACUUCUGUCGAUUCUGUUGUGCAGUCUCGGGCCUGAAGCUCCCGAAAACCUGGCUGAAGGAAUUCUCGACGCCUUGCUGCCCGAACUUAAUAUUAAAUUUGCGAGCUUGUUGAAGUCUAUUUUGCUGCAGAAUUCAGACACAUCGAAGAACCGAAAUCGCUUCAUGGUCGAAAAAGAGUUUUUGACACAAACGAUUUUGUCAAUCCAGGUAGGUUUCCCGCAAAUUUGAAGUGCCUGCUCAUUUAACUACCUUACCAGAGCGGAAAAAGUGUCUCAGGUACACCUCGGUCUGCUGGUCGCUUACUUGCUUUUAGUUUUGUGUAGUUUUCCAAAAGAGAGACAGUCUUGCGUUACCAAGUAUCAGAGCGACGUUUUAUUUGAAGUGCUUGCCGCUACUACUUAAUGUUCUGCUCAAACUCACCUAACAUAUAGUUGACAGUCUAAAUGACUGGACUCAUACUUGGGAUCAGAUGAGUGACAUGCUCCGUCUACAUAACAAAUCGGACGUUAUGCACUUUAUAAUUUUGUUCGACCACUAACCUUGUGAUUCAGAUGUGACGUGUGCUAAUUUUACCCACAAUUACUUCGGAAGGUGUUUGCGGACCUUGAUUUUAACACCAGGUGACUGUUCUUUGCCGAAAACUUCACUUCUCCCACAUCCUUCAGCUGAAACAACUUAGUUCAGUCGACCUCAAUGAUUACAUGGCUGGGUAAAAUUUGUACAGUAGGACAGCCGUUUGUUCUUAGUUUAGCUGUGCUCAACGCCGUCUGCCAACAGAAGCCCUGAUACCGGCCUCAAUUUUCAGGAGAGCACGACAGUUUUCUGACGAUGCUAACGCCUCUGUUGUGGUUAUAGUCAUAGCAGCCAAACAUUUUUAUGAAUGUUUUAAGCGCUUUCCGUUGGUGAAAUUUAUGCAUUUUACAACUUUAUGGUGGGUUGUUUUUGUGUCCAUUCUAGCUUUUGGAGCGUGGAGCGAUUGGAGUUGAUGACCCAGACAUCCGCCUUAAAUUGCUGCGUCACUUAAUACGUACUGACGUCUCGGCAUUUGUAAAUCAUCUCUGCGUGUUUCUGGCCCAGUUAUAUGACGUUGAAUGGCCUACUGUCCAAAUGAAACCGGUAAAGCAGGUUCCUACAACCCCUGCUCACGGCACGUCUAAACAGAGACGCAAAACCAAGAAGACAUCUUAUCAUGCUGACGACGACAGUGAAGAUCAAUCCGAGCGAGCAGACCCGGAUCAUGUUCCUGCAGUUGCCGAGCCCGCGCCAACCCCCAUCGAUUCUCCUACUGACAUAACGGGGACUGACCGAGAAAAUCUCUACCAAGCGCUCCACAAAUUGUCAUCUGUAGGGCCUACCCGAGAUGCAGCUGAUUUGCUACAAAGGUUAAACGCCUGUCUCCGUCCUAAUGCAGAACUUCCUGACCUGGGUGGCAGUGGACUGCCACUGGAUGAGAUAUUUAUCCUCUGUGAUGAUCUUGCUGUUAAUCAUCUAGGUGUUAACCUCUCCGUUGCUGUGCUGCGUUGUCCGCUGGCUGGCAGCAAGCGAAAACGCGAAGACAAAAUUAUUGCCCUAAACCUAGCCACUCAGAUUGAGCAGCAACUAACUGCUGCCGCAAAUGAAGCUAGUACCAACCCGUUGUUCUCAAACCUCGCCAAUGUAGCUCUGGCGGCAGCUGGUCUUUUUGGACAGUGCAUUGUCGGCUGGCCCCUUCCUAUCCACGGAAAACUUGUGCCCCAGUUGUCCACUUGGAUUAGAACCAAACUUAAGGCCCCUCAUUCAGAGCUUAAGACCACUUUCCCUAGUGCUCUAAAAGAAUUACAGAUUUCCAAAGCCGGUGACAGUUUGGUCUGUCUGAAAGACGAGAUUCUAGCUCGCGCUCGUGGCGAUGCAGGUUUGUCGGACGAAGAUGUCGCGACUCUGGUUCGCGAAAUCCAAAAUAUUGGAUCAAAGUGUCGCCAGUGUAUGGACUUCCCUUCCGCAACCUAG
Messenger RNA from Spirometra erinaceieuropaei, 3372 nucleotides. The record is from the annotation of a GenBank genome assembly. NCBI's taxonomy places the organism in Eukaryota, Metazoa, Platyhelminthes, Cestoda, Diphyllobothriidea, Diphyllobothriidae.